AUGAAGGUUUUGGUUGUGAGAUUAUUGAUCACAGUAUGCACACUUUUCAAUGCAUUCGUCUGCUGCUGGAGCUUUAUGCAUUCGGACCGUUCCGUAUCCAUGGAGUCCCAUAGGUUGGGACUAUUGGAAGGAAAUGAGAGGGAUAGGGUUUCAUUGCUGGCCGUCAAAGCUCAAAUAAAGGAAGACCCUCAUCAUGUCUUGAGUUCAUGGAAUGAUUCCAUCCACUUUUGCAUGUGGCAUGGCGUUACCUGCAGCAAAAGGCAUCAUCAAAGGGUCACUGUGCUCAACUUAGAGUCCCAAAACUUGGUGGGCUCCAUAUCCCCACACAUUGGAAACCUAAGCUUCCUAAGGGAACUUAGCCUCGGAGGCAACAGCUUUCGCCAACAAAUCCCUGCUGAAAUUGGGCGUUUGCAUAGGCUGCAAGUAUUAGGUCUAUUCAACAACUCACUCAGUGGCCCUAUCCCUACCAACAUUUCCAAUUGCUUCAAUCUCAACGCUUUUCAUUUUGGUGGCAACAGCUUAGUGGGUACAAUUCCUUCACAGCUGGGCGCCUUGUCCAAGCUUCGAAUAUUUAUUUUGGAGUCUAAUAAUUUAACAGGAGAGAUCCCUCCUUCCUUGGGAAACCUUUCGUCUCUUGAGAAGCUUGGUGCAAAAAACAAUAGCUUGUUGGGAAGCAUACCUAGUUCUUUUGGCAGAUUGAAACAUUUAACGACUUUGGUAUUGGAUAAGAAUAGAUUGUCUGGCACCAUCCCUCCCUCCAUCUUUAACCUCUCUGCUCUUACUUACUUUGCUGUCUCAAUAAACCAAAUUCGAGGGAGUCUUCCCUCAGACUUGGGAAUAACUCUUCCUAAUCUCCAAGACUUUAGAUGUUUUACGAACCGAUUUACCGGACCAAUUCCUCUGUCAAUAUCCAAUGCCACAAAUUUAGUCAUUUUUCUUGUUGGAGAUAACAAAUUAUCUGGGCAAGUGCCGAGUUUGCGAAACCUUCAUAAGCUUCAAUACUUUGACCUUGACCAAAAUUAUCUUGGAAGUGGCACUUAA
Molecule: messenger RNA, 1041 nt
Organism: Prunus armeniaca (apricot)
Lineage: Eukaryota; Viridiplantae; Streptophyta; Magnoliopsida; Rosales; Rosaceae
Source: the annotation of a GenBank genome assembly